Messenger RNA from Osmia bicornis bicornis, 1831 nucleotides. RefSeq lists its product as uncharacterized. The record is from RefSeq and is a predicted model, not a curated record. The coding region runs from base 403 to 1740 and encodes 445 amino acids. The transcript is spliced from 4 exons. Lineage: Eukaryota; Metazoa; Arthropoda; Insecta; Hymenoptera; Megachilidae.
CCCGUUAUUCUAGUGAUUUUAUCGAGGAUGUAGUGUCAGUCCUGCUCGGCGUCCCUCUGUUUGGAACUGUUAUGUUGGCAGAGCUGUAUAAUUUAGACAGUUUAAUUUUCAAAAGAGAUCGUGUUGUUUUAAGUUUGGGAUCGUAACGCGAUGAAAGGAUUUUCUUAAUGUUAUGAUUAUAUUUUUAAUAAUCACCUAAGGUAGGCUUCAUCAUAAAAUUCUUUACAAUAUCAAAGAAGAAUUAAGUUCCAGGUGUUUAUUUAGCAAGUUUUAAAUAUCUCUAAACAUUCAAGUCCGUUAUUUAAAUACCGUUGAUAUAAAGGAUCUCGAGUUUGACUUACCUGUUUAUUAAAACUCAAUGUGCUACAUAUUACAUGAGAAAGUAAUAGAAUAAUUUCCAUAAUGGGAAAUUACGUUUCCAAGUUUUUUCCUUAUAACCAUAUUAUGGAAAAAGAAGAAAUAAGAAAUGCAACUUCUGAAUUCAAAGAUGAAAUAAAUGCUGAACAUGAAAUUAUGCUCACUCCGCCAUUAAUUCCAAAAACACUACCAAUUGAUCCAAGAUCAAUAACAACUGGAAUAGAAAGAACACCGAUAGAGGUAGUCAAUUGCACUCCAGUUGGAUUAAAUAGAAGAAUAUCGGCGAUUCCAAAACACUUACAGAGUAAACCAUAUUUAGAAACAGAUAUGGAUAAAAUAAUGGCAUGUUUGACUCCAAAGAAACAUUAUCCAUCAAAAAUCUUAGAAAGUACAAAAUUACAGUUUCCAGAUAUGCCAAAUAUGAAUGAAAUAAACCUUUUAACACCGGUACUUAAUAAUGCAAAUAGUAAACAGAAAAUUUCACCUAUUCAGAAGGAAAGGUACAAAAUUUUAGGGAUCGAUCCUAGAUCUCCAGCUGCAAGUUUUGAUAGAACUCCGAUAUUAAUGCCAAAAUCUAUGGCACGUUUAAAAGCAAGGUCUAGAGAAGAUCUGCACAGACAAGGCAGCUAUGAUACAGAUAUGUUUUAUCCAAAAUUCUCGUAUUGUGAAAUGUCAUCAGAAUACAGUGUCCCUGAAAUACAAGCUUUACCUGAUCUGACUACAUGUACAGUAAAAUCUUUAGAUCUAAAUGAAACUGAGCACGAGGGUACAUCAAGCGAAUCUGAAUCAUCAGAUUCUAUUUGUUCAUUUGAAAUUGAAACAGUUCCUGAAAAUGGAGAGGAACCAUUAGAAAAUCAAAGUGAAAUUCAAAUCACUUUAAAACAGAAUAAUAGCAGUGAUGUAUAUAUUAAAAAAGAUGUAGAAUCUAAAGAAUUGAGCGUUAAUGAUAAUGAUACCAUUGAAAUAUGGGAAGAUACAGUGGUAUUAGAUAAUGAAGAUGUAAUUAUAACAUUUGAUGAUAAUAGCAUCACCAAGGAUAUGCUAUCAUUGAAACUGUCUAAAUCUGAAAAUGCUACAGUAAAAGGAGAUGCAGCUGUGAAAAGGAAGAAAGUCAAAUCAGAUAUUAAAAUGGAUGAAAAGAAAGUUUUCAGUUCUAAUGAUAAAAAUGAUAAUGAAUCUAUAAAGACUCGAACUCCUCUCGGAAAUCGUUCGAAUAAUGAGCAAAUGCAAACAUUGCUAACGAAAUCUCCGCAACAGAUAUUCAGAAAUAAAGGCAUAACUCCAAAAAUGUUACAGGAAAAUACGCCACCCCAUAAAAAGUAUGUUACAAAAUCUAAAUUGAAUGGUAUGCAAUGGGAUCCAGAUUCAACAGUUGUUAUUUAAUCGCUAUCAUUAUAGGUAAUAAAAAAUUAAAAUAUAGCCUGUCCUUUUUAUACGAAUUUUUAACAAGGGUUUAGGUAAUUGUAAAAAAAAG